Messenger RNA from Uranotaenia lowii, 1350 nucleotides. Its product is annotated as MRN complex-interacting protein-like. The transcript has 2 exons. Gene Ontology annotation, cellular component: nucleus. The record is from RefSeq and is a predicted model, not a curated record. NCBI's taxonomy places the organism in Eukaryota, Metazoa, Arthropoda, Insecta, Diptera, Culicidae. Gene Ontology annotation, biological process: mitotic G2 DNA damage checkpoint signaling. The coding region runs from base 87 to 1088 and encodes 333 amino acids. Gene Ontology annotation, molecular function: chromatin binding.
AAAUUUGCCACAAGGACUAAAAAAGCGCAAAAAUAUUUUAAAAAUUUAAUGUAAAAUAAACGAAUUUCUCGAAAACUUUUGUGAAAAUGCCUCAAGAAUUAAGAGUAGUGCGUUGUUUUGAGUGCAAACAGUUUCAGACCGAUAUCGUGAAAAAGGCCAACAAAUGGGUGUGCAAACUGUGCGGCACCAAACAAUCGCUACUCAAAGAAUAUGGCCGUGGUUCCGGUCGUGACUGUCGAUUGCUUGCCCAGGAACUGAGUUCCCGCUCCAUGGACGAAGAACGGCUGGAGCAAGCAAUCGCACAGCAGGUCAUUUCCGGUGGGCUACAGCUGCCGCAAUCUGCUUCCGGUGCUCUACGGGACGAAUCUCAACGGUUGGUUGAUGCUCAACAAAAUCGCGAAGCACGGUCUUCUGGCAGCAAAUGGGAACGGUUUCGAGAUGGCGAAGACGACGAUGAUGAAGGGGACAUUUGGAAUAGCAUUGAAAAAUCAACAGCGCCUAGUCAAAACAGCAGGAAUCAUUCAACCUGUUCAACACCAAACGGGUCUUUCAGUCAGAUGCCAUUGCAAGCUAUAAGAGAUUCAAACUGUUCAACAUCCCAAGGUUCGUUCCAUAAGAAGCCGUUUCAAUCUGUAAGUACCUCCCAUCUUAGAACGUUUGACCAAUCAAAUGGUCCUAAAUUAGUACCGUUGGCCGAUUUUCAUCAAAUGGACAAAAAAGAAAAGAAACAAUUCAAGUGGCAAUCUUACAAUAAUUCGAAAAAUGUUUCGAACAAUCAAAAUAGUAAUCAUAAGGCUAAGGAACCGGAAAUUUCAGUAACCCUUACAAAUUCCCAAGUCAAUUUGACUUUACCAACAGAAAAUUACAAUAAUUUAAAACGUAAAUCUACUGCUGAGAUAUCCAAAACUGCCACUCCAAUUAUGUCGUUUGGUAAAAGAUCUAAAGCGGAGGUUUUGAAUAGUAAUUCAGAAACAAGGAGUCAAAUUUCUCCUGUUAAAAAACACGUGCAACACACAGAAAGUGGCGCAAUUGCGUCAUCUUCAAAGUGGUCGAAAUUUGUUGUUCCUGAAGAGGACGAUUAUGAAUAGUUAAUAAACCUUUUAAAUGUAAAUGAAAACGCUCCUAUAGAAUAGUUCGAAAGCCAUAGUUUGAUAGCAACAAUAUAAAUUUACUUGUUAAAAAGAGCCGGAUACUUAAUAUACAAAAAAGAAGAUCACCAGAACAAUUAUCAGUAGCGUCAGAACCAUUCCUCCAAUCAUAACGUACUUGUCUUCGACUAAUCGUCUCUCGAUCAUCUUCAUUGUCUGAUUCGAAAGUCCAAGCGUACUCCCAACAUCCAUAAUUCGCUUG